UGAUAACUAGAAUUGAGUAUUCUUACUUUUUUUUCCCUUUCACCUCUCUCUAUAUAAAUUACAUUUUAACUUGUGAGUUACAUUUUAUUUUUAUUUAUAGGUAAGAAAAGAGAUGAAGAAGGAAUUGUUGAGUUCUUUUUGGAAUAAAAGUAAUAAUAUUAUAUCAAUUGUGGGAGCAAAAUGGAAAUAUUUGAAGAGAGUUACAACAACAACUUAUGUGACAAUGUUGCUAUUCUUAUUUCUCACCAUCACAGUUUCAUCCUUGUCCUUUCUUGGAUGGAUUGAUUUUGCAAAAUACUCCGUACAUUUAAAAAAGAAAGCGGAGAUCAUGGUCCCUAAUCUCGUUUUUAUGGAGCCUUAUAAAAAAGUAGAAAAUCAAUCUAUGAAACCUCAUAUUCUUGAAUAUCCAUUGGAUUGUAAUGCAUGGAACAAAACUAAUACAUGUCCAUCAACUUAUCCAAAGUCCUAUAAACCCUUAAACCCUAACAACUCAACAUGUCCUGAAUAUUUUAGAUGGAUUUAUGAAGAUUUAAGGCAUUGGAAGAACACCGGAAUUACUCGAGAAAUGCUCGAAAAAUCGAAAAAAUAUGCACAUUUUAGGUUAAUAAUUUUGGACGGAAAGAUUUAUAUCGAACGUUACGUGAAAUACUCGAUAGAAACUAGACAUUUGUUCACGAUGUAUGGUAUUGUACAACUCAUCCCGGAAAAUUGCCUAAUUUGGAGAUCAUGUUUGACACCGAUGACCGGCCGGUUAUCCCGGAGAGGAAAUUCCGGCGACCUGAUUCCGGUCCACCGCCAUUGUUCCGGUACUGUUCAGAUUGGCAGAGCUUGGAUAUUGUUUUCCCAGAUUGGUCAUUUUGGGGCUGGGGAGAGACAAAUAUAAGGCCAUGGAGAAGUAUGUUAAAGAAUAUAAAAGAAGGGAAUAAGAGAAGUAAAUGGAAAGAUAGGAUACCCUUUGCUUAUUGGAGGGGAAAUCCACUUGUUUCUCAUGUUAGAAAAGACCUUACCAAGUGUAAUGUUACUGACAAACAAAAUUGGGAUACUCUAUUAUAUACUCAGGUAUAUUUCCUUGACUUUCUAGAUCAUA
This is a messenger RNA of Solanum lycopersicum (tomato), 1087 nucleotides long. NCBI's taxonomy places the organism in Eukaryota, Viridiplantae, Streptophyta, Magnoliopsida, Solanales, Solanaceae. The record is from RefSeq and is a predicted model, not a curated record.